AUGGGUAGUACGAGCUUGGUCUAUGCGAUGUAUUUCCCUGGUAUUGUCUUCUGGCACUUUUUCUACGCCUCCUGGAUCUUGGUGCUGAUGUUCUGCUUCACUCUGGGCUGCCUGGUCGUCGUCAGCCAGCCAGCCGAGACACGCAGCAUCCACGCCAAGCGAAUCUGGCCGGUGCUGACCUACGGCAGCUUCCUUUGCUCGGUUCUGCUGGCCCACUUUGUCACGAGACUCUUCACGCAGCGAUGUUUGCUGCGGCGCCAUGGCCGAGGCAUUCAGAUUCGCUGUUUGUGCCUGUUCUCGUGGUACGAGGUCAUGCUGUUUCUCCUCUCUUUCGCCGUUGGCCCGACCGCCGCCCUCUGGGACUACAUCAAAGGCUUCCUUUGCACGGUCCUGGCUUCCUUGAUCAUCGAGAAGCCGAACUUCACCCAGUUUGGGGAGCUGGCUGACUAUGUUUACUGCACGUACUGUGCAGCACUCCUGCUGGAGCGAAUGGACCAAGACCGACUGCAGGCCGUCGCCGAGUUCGAGAUGUCGGGGUUUUGUGACGUAUUUAGAAGCCAUAAGUUCAGCUAUAAUGGGCUAUAUAAUAGGUAUAUAGUAGCUAUAUUAAGGGUAUAUACCUAG
Molecule: messenger RNA, 624 nt
Organism: Symbiodinium sp. CCMP2592
Lineage: Eukaryota; Dinophyceae; Suessiales; Symbiodiniaceae
Source: the annotation of a GenBank genome assembly